Molecule: messenger RNA, 468 nt
Organism: Aspergillus tanneri
Lineage: Eukaryota; Fungi; Ascomycota; Eurotiomycetes; Eurotiales; Aspergillaceae
Exons: 6
Coding region: 1-468 (155 amino acids)
Source: RefSeq, a predicted model, not a curated record
AUGGCCCAACGGACAGAUCCUGAUGAACUGUUGAUCGUUCGUGUGAUGCGUGUCUUGACAGAGAUUGGUAUCGUAGAAGAGACGGCGCAUCAAGCGUACACCACCAACGAAGCCACUCGGUUUGAGGUCUUUCCAAGCUCUGUUGCGGUAGUGAAACAUCAUUUCGACUUAGAUUUCCGCGUGGGCGCACAAUUAGUCGACUGUCUCCGCAUCCUGGAGCGCAUCAAAUCUCCUUCUUCCGGCACGUGUAUGGCUGCGACCAGAUGCUCGUACAUGGCAGCCCGACGACUGGUUCAUCAGCCGCAGUUGUUUGAGAUCUACCCGCCGGCGGAAAUGCUGCGCAACAUUCCAUCCGCGGAUGCGGUGCUGCUUGUUGACGUUGAAGGGGGUCUCGGCCAGGAGAUGGAUCUGCCGCUGGCCUUGAAUCGCAUCGAGAAAGUGCCAGAGGGGAUCGAGCUGAUAGCAUGA